UAAUUUGCCUAAUCUAAAUAUAUUAGCUUUAUAUAGAUGGUGCAUACUGCAUACGAAUGCUCAUAUGUACAAUAAAUAUAUUUUUAAUACGCAUGCUUUGCUAUUAUUAACUCAAAUUAGUCAACGAGAGAGAGGAAGAUGUGUUCGUUGGAGAAGCGUGAUCGACUUUUCUUGCUCACGCUUACCGGCGACGGCGAACACCGUCUCAACCCCACUUUACUCGACAGCAUCCGCUCCGCCGUCAACCAAAUCCGUUCCGAUCCAUCGUCUUUAAAAUCAGUUCUCAUCACAACAUCACACGGAAAAUUCUUCUCAAACGGCUACGAUCUCGCCUUAGCCAAAUCAGAUCCGUCUCUCCCUUUCAUUAUGGACGCGAAACUCCGAUCCUUGGUCGCCGAUCUCAUCUCUCUUCCUAUGCCGACGAUCGCCGCCGUCACCGGUCACGCCUCCGCCGCGGGAUUUAUUUUCGCGAUGAGUCACGACUAUAUAUUGAUGCGUCGCGAUAGAGGAUUUCUGUAUAUGAGUGAAUUGGAUAUCGAGCUUAAAGUACCGUUAUGGUUUAUGGCUGUGAUUCAGAAGAGAAUUGGAUCUCCGGCGGCGAGAAGAGAUGUGAUGUUGACGGCGGCGAAAGUGACGGCGGAUAAAGGUUUGGAGAUGGGGAUUGUGGAUACCGUUCACAGUAGUGCGACGGAGACUGUUGAAGCCACCGUUAGGUUAGGAGAGGAGAUAGUUAAGCGAGGAUCUGAUGGACACGUGUACGGUAAGAUGAGAGAGACUCUUUUCAGAGAGGUUCUUCAUUCGAUUGGUUAAGAUGAGAGUGCUCCCAGUGGGUUACUCAACACUGGAUCGAAGCUGUAAAUAGUAAACGGCUCCUACGAAUUGAUAGAAAUAAAAUUUAAUUAUUUCAUAAA
Molecule: messenger RNA, 911 nt
Organism: Eutrema salsugineum
Lineage: Eukaryota; Viridiplantae; Streptophyta; Magnoliopsida; Brassicales; Brassicaceae
Product: enoyl-CoA delta isomerase 1, peroxisomal
Exons: 1
Coding region: 139-810 (223 amino acids)
Biological process (GO): fatty acid beta-oxidation
Cellular component (GO): peroxisome
Molecular function (GO): enoyl-CoA hydratase activity; delta(3)-delta(2)-enoyl-CoA isomerase activity
Source: RefSeq, a predicted model, not a curated record